Messenger RNA from Epinephelus lanceolatus (giant grouper), 3639 nucleotides. Its product is annotated as MBT domain-containing protein 1-like. Gene Ontology annotation, cellular component: nucleus. Gene Ontology annotation, biological process: negative regulation of DNA-templated transcription. The record is from RefSeq and is a predicted model, not a curated record. Gene Ontology annotation, molecular function: zinc ion binding; chromatin binding. NCBI's taxonomy places the organism in Eukaryota, Metazoa, Chordata, Actinopteri, Perciformes, Serranidae.
AUGGAAAACCCCAGAGACCUGGUGGAGCGUCUGUCCAGGAAGCGCCACGACUCCUUUGGGAUGCUGGACGGUUUGGAGGAGGACCGGAGCAGCUGCAGCACGGAGUCCAGCGGGGGGAGCGCAGCUUCUAGCCCUGAGGACAGUGACGAGGAGGAGCUGGGUGGAGGAGGGGGAGAAGGAGGGGUGACUCAACUCACUGCGUCCUCUUCCUCCUCCUCCCUGACACUCAUCAAGACCAACGGACAGGUGUACACCUACCCUGACGGAAAGGCAGGCAUGGCCACCUGUGAGAUGUGUGGUAUGGUGGGCGUCAGAGAUGCUUUCUACAGUAAAACCAAACGUUUCUGCAGCGUGUCCUGCUCCAGAAGUUACUCCUCCAACUCAAAGAAGGCCAGCAUUCUCGCCAGACUGCAGGGGAAGCCUCCCACGAAGAAGGCCAAGGUUCUGCAGAAACAGCCUCUUAUGACCAAACUAGCUGCCUACGCUCAGCACCAAGCCAACCAACAGAGUGGUGUCAAGAAGAGCGUAACUGUGGAGGUGUUUGACUGGGGUCGUUACCUAGGAGAUGGAGACGUGACGGGAGCACCGGUCAGCUGCUUCAAACAUGUCCCAAUGGGGAAGUCGUGGGGUGACAUCAGUGAAGGCGUCCGGGUCGAAGUCCCAAACACUGACAGCGGUUUGCCCAUGAAGGUUUACUGGAUCGCUGGCAUCAUCAAACUGGCUGGUUUUAAGGCCCUGAUGAGGUACGAGGGUUUCGACGGCGACUCCACCAGGGAUUUCUGGUUGAACUUGUGUGUGCCUGACAUUCACCCAGUCGGCUGGUGUGCUGCUGGAGGAAAACCUCUGGUCCCCCCUAAGAGCAUUCUGCACAGGUUCACUAACUGGAAGACGUUUCUCAUCAAAAGACUGACGGGAUCCAAAACGCUGCCCCCAGACUUCCCCUCCAAGGUCCAGGAGAGUAUGCAGGUUCCCUUUAAGAAGCAGAUGAGGGUGGAGGUGGUGGAUAAAACUCACCUGUGUCGGACUCGGGUGGCUCUGGUUGAACAGGUGAUCGGCGGUCGUCUUCGUCUGGUAUAUGAGGAGUGUGAUGACGGUUCGGACGACUUCUGGUGUCACAUGUACAGUCCUCUGAUCCACAGCAUCGGCUGGUCUCGAUCCAUAGGACACCGUUUCAAACGAUCCGAUGUGUCGAAGAAGCUCAGCAUUCAGAUGGAUGCUCCUGGACAGCUGUUUGCCAAGGUGAAGGAGGUGGAUCAGAGUGGUGCCUGGUUUGAAGAUGGGAUGAAGCUGGAAGCAAUCGACCCUCUGAAUCUGUCUGCCAUCUGCGUGGCCACAGUCAGGAAGGUCCUCGCAGACGGGUAUCUGAUGAUCGGUAUUGACGGUUCAGAGGCGGCUGAUGGUUCAGACUGGUUCUGUUAUCACUCCACCUCUCCCUCCAUCUUUCCCGCUGGUUUCUGUGAGAUCAACAACAUUGAGCUGACGCCCCCCAGAGGUUACACCAAUCUUCCCUUCAGAUGGUUCGAGUAUCUGAAGGAGACCAAGUCUGUUGCAGCUCCUGUUGGCCUCUUCAACAAGGACGUCCCUAAUCACGGUUUCCGGCCCGGCAUGAAGCUGGAGGCUGUGGACCUCAUGGAGCCAAGGCUGGUCUGCGUUGCCACUGUGACCCGCAUUGUCCACCGGUUGCUACGUAUACACUUUGAUGGCUGGGAGGACGAGUACGAUCAGUGGGUGGACUGUGAGUCACCUGACCUGUACCCAGUUGGCUGGUGUCAGCUGACCGGGUACCAGUUGCAGCCUCCUGCUGUUAAUGCAGGCUCCAGAGAACUACAGUCAGCAGCUUCCAAACAGAGGAAGAAGUCUCAGCAGUACAAAGGACAAAAGAAAAAGAGGAAGCUGCCUAUUGCUAAGCGACCUGUCAGUCUCUCCGGCGGCAUGGUAACGGGCAUCCCCAGGAGCCUAUCAGGAGACGAGAAUGAGACGCCACCCAAUUACCCAUCACCCCCUACGCCUGCCUCAGCGGCCCAGCCCCCCUCUGCCGACCCAGAGAGCAGCCCGAACACUGAGGGGGGGGCAGGUUCACAGAUUAAAGAAGAGAACGUAGAAGGAACUGAAUUAUCUUCUGAAAGGACUGAAACAGAAACAAACGGAUCUUCUGGAGAAUUCACCAACCAGGACCAGUAGGCCUAAUCCAUCCCUCUCUGCCUCUAUCUCUCCCUCCAUCUGUCUCUAUAUUUAUGAGUUUCAAAACUCAUCAAACGCAUCUACUGUGAUAAAUCAGAUUUUUUUGAAAUCUGUUUGGACAAACUUUAGACAUGCUACAUGUUGUUAGCUAAAUGAUGCACUUCACUUAGGUCAGCUUGGCUCACUUCUCCAAGCCCUCUCGUUUUUUGUUGUUACAGUACUGGUGUUGAGUCAUAGAGCUCCUGUUGCCCAAAGGCGGCAACAGACGGUUUCACAGCUCAGCAUCACGCAGUUUUUUUGCUUAAGUUGAAACAUUUCAACGUCUUUCAUUUGCAUUUGGUCUGAACGCACCUUUUGACUCCUCACUGAGAAAUGAGGGUGAAGAAAACCAGAAUACAAAAACAAAUACAGGUUAAAACAAAGGAGGACAGGCACGUCCAAGACAGUAGCAUUACUCACAUUUUGUUCCUCUUAGAAAAAAAAAAAACAGUCAACAUGGGGGGAAAAAAAGACAACACGAUAAGAAAACUUUUGUAUUAUGAUUUUUCAACAGGAACAUCUUUGUUGUUUGUAGGUGUUCAUGUGGUGUGUUCGAGGGUCAGAACUCGACGUUAAUAUUAAUACAAGAUGCUGUGUAAUGUCAUGUUGAGAUUAGCAGUCAUUUAAAAACUUUGUACGUGUGUGUGUGUGUGUGUGAUUGCUGUGGUUUAGAUUCUGGAUUGACGAGUUGUCAGGAUGCCACAAGACAAGAAACCAGCCAACAAGAGCCACGGCAGUUACUGGUUUUGUUUUUUUAAACCAAUGCUGAAAGUCUGUGACAAAGUCGUGUUGAGGAGGCCACAUAAUCUUGUAGCUGUAUAGCUGCAGUAUGUUGUAUAUUGUUGUGUGUGCAGUAUCAGUUUGGAGGAAAGUUUAAAAGCAGUCAAAAGUGAGUGUAGUUUGGCUUAAGGUGUUUUACCAAAAUUCUUUUUUACAUAGACAUCCUCCAUGUCAGGAGAGAUACACUUUGUUCCAAACACCAGUUCAGUCAUAGCUACAGGGCUCUGUCACAGUAGUUGCAAUAAAUGCACGGUCAAAUGAUUGCAAUAAGAGAUUAACGUCGGUCGAGUACUUCAAACUUUUCAAUACUGGGGCCAGUUCAAUAUUUGAGUUUCAGGACCAGUGCCUUAUUAAAUAAUACCAUUUUUUGCCUUUUUUCACCACAUUUUCAGAAGAUUUUAGCUCUUCAUUUUCUGCUCGUAUUGCUUAUAAUGGCAAUACCACAUGUGAAAGAAAUGACCGAUCAGAGCCAGAGUCUCUAAUGCAGCUGUCAGUGAUGACAGUCACUGCUUGUAAACUAUGGUCAAACUAGGUAGCGCUGAUCAAAUAUGAAUGAAAUUUUUUUUAUUGCAUUGCCUAUUUCUGGCCUUAAACAUAUUUAGAAACUUUGGGCGUCGGUGGCUUAGUGGUAGAGCAGGC